AUGGUCUCGCCAACUUCUUCAACUUCACAUACUGACCAUGAAAAGAAUUUGACUACUUCUGUAGUUGAGCGUAUCCCAACUAAUGAGGUAGAGAAAAGUACAUCAGAGUUAACUGAAGAACACAAACAAUAUUUGAUUGCCAAACAUGGAACUUAUGAAUUGGAUCCUAUCCCAUCAAUGAAUGAUGAUGAUCCAUUGAAUUGGUCAAAAGUAACGAAAUAUACGCAAGUGGGAAUGAUUUCUUUCCAUGCGUUUGUGUCAACUUUUUGUGCUUCUGGUUUAGUUCCAACGCUAGGUGUUUUAUCCGCUCAAUUUGGUAUCACUACUGCUACGGCAAGUUAUUUGGUCGGUGUUCAAAUUUUAUUGAUUGGUGUUUUCCCGUUGUUUUGGGUGCCAUUUAUGCAGAAAUACGGAAAGAGACAAUUGAUGAUCGUUUCCGCAUUGGGUGCUUGUUUCUUCAACUUGGGAGGUGCUUAUAGUAACAGCUAUGGUGUGAUGAUGGCCAUGAGAAGUUUACAAGCUGUUUUUAUUUCCCCAGGUUUGGCCGUUGGUGGUGCCGUUGUUAAUGAAUUAACUUUUAGUCAUCAAAGAGGUGUUAUGAGCGGUGUCUGGUCUAUAGCUGUCAACUUGGGUACCAUGGCUGGUGCUUUGUUUAUGGGUUUUGUUGCUGAGCGUGAGCCUGUUCGUGUUGUUUUCUUUGUCUUUCUUGCUAUCAAUGCCUUUCAAGUUGUUGCAUACCUUUUGUUUGGUAAAGAAACUUUAUUCAACUAUAAUGACUUAUCCAGGAACGAAACAAAUAGAUUCAAACAAUUGGUUAGUUUUAAAGCUAUUAUUCCAGAAUUCAAGCUUGACCUAAAAACCAUUGUCAACCCAUUCACCUAUUUUGGUCACUGGAGAAUCUUUGCUGCUACUUUGGCUUAUGCUGUUUGUUUCGCCUUUGACAAUAUCGCUACAAAUGUUGAAAUUCCCGAAGUUAUGUAUGUUAAAUUCGGUAUGGGUCCACAAGCUUUAGGUUUGCAGUUCCUUGGUUUGUUGAUUGGUACUAUUAUUGGUGAAGUUGGUGGUUAUGCGUCAGAUAAAUUUCAAGCUUAUGGAGCAAGAAACAAUAAAGGUAACUCCUUUAGACUUUGGGUUACUUACCCAGGUUUCGCAACUUCUGUUAUUGGUAUCAUUGUUUUCGGUUACCAGAUAGAUGCAAUUGUCGAAUAUAACAUUACCCCAUUAGUAGGUUUGGCAAUUUGUGCUUUUGGUUUACAGAUUAUCACUGCACCAUUGAUUUCCUACUGUAUCACUGUCAACCCAGUCAUGGCAAGUGAUAUUAUUUUGUUCAUUUCCUUCGUUAGACAGAUAUUAGCUUUUGUUGCCACAUUUUUCCUUCCAGUUAUGUUUGCUACAAUGGGAUUCACAAUGGCUUACAGUCUCAUGGCUAUCUUAAUGGCUGCUACAGCUUUCGUCCCAGUCCUUAUCUUGCACAUUGUUGAAUCAAGAAAGGGUAGAUAA
Messenger RNA from Lodderomyces oxycetoniae, 1500 nucleotides. RefSeq lists its product as uncharacterized. Gene Ontology annotation, molecular function: transmembrane transporter activity. Gene Ontology annotation, cellular component: plasma membrane. Lineage: Eukaryota; Fungi; Ascomycota; Pichiomycetes; Serinales; Debaryomycetaceae. The coding region runs from base 1 to 1500 and encodes 499 amino acids. Gene Ontology annotation, biological process: transmembrane transport. The record is from RefSeq and is a predicted model, not a curated record. The transcript has a single exon.